Racocetra persica is the source of this 758-nucleotide messenger RNA. The record is from the annotation of a GenBank genome assembly. NCBI's taxonomy places the organism in Eukaryota, Fungi, Glomeromycota, Glomeromycetes, Diversisporales, Gigasporaceae.
AACCAGGAUCAUCAGAAAUGACAAUUCCAUUGGGAAUAGAAUUUGAUAACCUAGAAGUAACACUACUUGCAGAACAAUUACAACGAAUAACAGUUGCAGCUGAACAUGAAAUACCAAAAAACAAACAGGAACAGAAAUUAAAUCAACUAUAUUUGGAAGCAAUACAAAGAGAAAUAAAUCAAUUUAGAAAACAAGUGAUAGGGAAAGAUAAUACUAAAAAGGAUAAAAAAGGAAAAGCUAAAAGCUUAAAUAUUACCUUUAACCAACAAGAGAGAAGCAAAGUCAAAUCACCUAAAAUUGGAACAUUUAUCAAAACACAAUUGUCACAAUUGAAUCAAAUCCUACAACAAGAAAAAGAACAAAAAGAUCCUAAAAUUAGAACCGGAUUAAGACAGCUGAAACAACAAUUAAAAAGUAUGAAAACAAAUUAUAAAUAUGUUUCCCAAUUAUCAAGACAACAAACUAAUGAACAUAUUAAAGAAAUCGAAAGGGUUAUGAAUAGAAAAAUAAAAGAAGCAGAAACAACUGAAGAUAAAAAAAAUAGAGAUCUAGUGAAAGAUAUAGAAGAAGAUUAUGCAUAUACAACUAAUGCUGCAUUAAACCUAGAUAGAAAAGACUUUGAAGAAAUGCAAGAACAAAUGAAACAAUGUGAAAGCGAACCAUUACGAGAACAAUAUCAAGCAAAAUAUAGAGAACUAUUGGGAGUAUCUCUAGAAAAUCUAGAUAAAAUGCAUGAUAUAGAAGAUGAAAAAGAAUGA